Messenger RNA from Carassius carassius (crucian carp), 1992 nucleotides. RefSeq names its product perforin-1-like. The record is from RefSeq and is a predicted model, not a curated record. The transcript has 2 exons. Bases 119 to 1840 code for a protein of 573 amino acids. Gene Ontology annotation, biological process: immune response. Gene Ontology annotation, cellular component: membrane attack complex. NCBI's taxonomy places the organism in Eukaryota, Metazoa, Chordata, Actinopteri, Cypriniformes, Cyprinidae.
AAAAUUAUUGUUACUUUUAUAACAAUGUUAAAGUUAAAAUUCUGUGUCAUUGUUCAUCUGAUGUUAGUUUUUACAUCCAUAAUGAUUUGACAUAAAUGUUUUUAUCUCACAACAGAUCAUGGGGCAGUUGAAGGUUUACCUUGUUUUCUGGGCAUUGCUUCUCAUGACCAUUUCUGGAGAGGAUGAUAUAAGUUCAUCAAAGGAGUGUAAGAAUGUUCCCUUUGUUCCAGGACACAAUCUUGCUGGAGAGGGAUUUGAUAUUGUGACCAUGAAGCGAAAAGGUUCUUACGUGAUCAACUUGGAAAAAUGGGAUUUAGGAAAUGGCACUUGCAAAUUGGCAAAAAAUAAAUACUUAAGAGGAAGAAAACAGAAGCUACCAGCAGCAGUUGUAGACUGGAGGACCUUGCCAAAGUGUUCAAUGAAAGUCUCGAGUCAGAUUUUUGAAUCAAGUGAAGCACUGGUCAAUGAUUCAUCAUCAGCACUCUCAGUCAGCUGGAAAGUUGGUUUAGAUGUGAAGGCUGUUGGAGCUGCAGUUGGAAGCACUCAUUCCAGGGAAGCAAAAUUUGCAAUGACUAAAUCAAAAGAAGACAAAUACAGUUUUACCAAACAUGAAGUUGGGUGCAGUUUUUACAGAUAUCGUGUAGCUGAAAAGCCUCCUCUUCAAGCAGAGUUUCUUGAAUCAAUCAAAUCACUCCCUCAAUCCUACGAUCCAGACGCCUACCGCAACCUGAUCUCAACCUAUGGCACUCACUAUAUCACAGAAGUCGAGUUAGGAGGGCAAAUGAAAGCUAUAACAGCCAUCAAAACCUGUCAGGCAGCAGUGGAUGGACUUACAGACACUGCAGUGAAGGACUGCUUGGAUGUAGAAGCCUCUGGUUCAUACUAUGUAGUAACUGUGAAGACACAGGCACAUUUUUGUCAAGAACUGAAGAAAAAGAUGGGCACAAAAGAGAUGUUCAGCUCCAUGUUCAAAGAACGUCAGAUAGAUAUCAUCGGGGGAAACAUUAAUGGAGAAGAUCUACUUUUUUCUCGUUCAUCACACCCAAAUUCCCUCAAAAACUGGCACACGUCUUUGAAGAGACUCCCUGACAUUGUGCAUUACUCUCUGAAACCCCUUCAUUUCUUACUGAGUAAUAAACACCCUGCCAGGAAAGGACUGAAGAAAGCUGUUGAAAAAUACAUAAUUGAAAAUGCCCUUAUGAAGGUUUGCUCUGAGCCUUGCAAGAUUGGCAGGAAGUGCAGCGCAAGAGACAGAUGUGUUUGUGUUUGUGAAAGUAGUCAAAUGAUAAAGUCUAACUGCUGUCCAGCUGAAAGAGGACUAGCCACUCUGAAAGUCUACAGUCUCAGUGCCAACGAUCUGUAUGGAGAUACAUUUACACAAACAGAUAGUUUUGUAUUAGUUAAAUAUAAUGAACAAAAAAAGAGCACUCAGACCAUUGAUAAUAAUAACAGUCCAUGCUGGCCAGAAACAUUUGAGUUUGGUCCUAUUAAGAUCAGAAUGGCCAAUAAACUAACUUUUACAGUAUAUGAUACAGACACCCCCUGGAACAGAGAUGUCCUUGGUUCAUGCUCUUUUGAUCUUAGAAGUGGAGUUGUGACUGAUGCCUGUGUUUUUAAUCACGGCACCUUUUAUUUUACCUAUGAAGUGAAAUGUGCACCCAGUCUACAGGGCCCUCGGUGUGAUGAACACAUACCUUCUCCAAUGGCUGCCCCUCUGGCUGAUAUUUUCAGCUCAAGAAAUGGUGUUCUGGUUAAAGACCUGCCGAGGCUUGAAUUAGCUCGCAAUAACUCAGAUAACUUAAACUCCAAGAGUACUUAUGGAAAGCUGAUCAUGCUGUGACCUGCAUCACAAAUUCUUUUAUGCAUGAAAAAUUGCCCCAAUGUAGUCUAACAGCACUUUUAUCUGUUAGAAAAAAUAUAUAUCUGUAAGCUUUGCUUAUUUCCUUCCCAUUACUUUUCUGUUUUUGCAUUAAUAAAGCAUUCUUAAAGACA